This is a messenger RNA of Oryza sativa Japonica Group (Japanese rice), 2084 nucleotides long. Its product is annotated as guanine nucleotide-binding protein-like NSN1. Gene Ontology annotation, cellular component: nucleolus. Gene Ontology annotation, molecular function: GTP binding. The record is from RefSeq and is a predicted model, not a curated record. NCBI's taxonomy places the organism in Eukaryota, Viridiplantae, Streptophyta, Magnoliopsida, Poales, Poaceae.
CGCCUCCUUCCUCUUUCCUCCUCCUCCCCUCCUCGGCCCUUCCUUCCCUUCUUCCCUCGGCGGCGGCGGCGGCGGCUAGCAAUCGCGAGGAGGAGAAGAUGGUGAAGAAGAGCAAGAAGAGCAAGAGCAAGCGCGUGACGCUGCGGCAGAAGCACAAGGUGCUCCGCAAGGUGAAGGAGCACCACCGCAAGAAGCGCAAGGAGGCCAAGAAGGAAGGGAAGAGCCACAGGAAGAAGGUCGAGAAGGACCCCGGGAUCCCCAACGAGUGGCCCUUCAAGGAGCAGGAGCUCAAGGCCCUCGAGGCCCGCCGCGCGCAGGCGCUCCAGGAGCUCGAGCUCAAGAAGGAGGCGCGCAAGGAAAGGGCUAGGAAGAGAAAGCUUGGAUUGCUUGAGGACGAGGACAUUGCUAAUUUGGCCUCUGCAGCUUCUGCUCAGGGCAGCGAGUUUGCAGAGAAGGAUGCAGCAAAGGAGAAUGCCUCUUUAGACGUGGUUAAGAGCCAAGAUCAUUCAGAGAGAGCCUUCUACAAGGAGCUUGUUAAAGUUAUUGAAGCGUCUGAUGUCAUUCUUGAGGUUCUCGAUGCCAGAGAUCCACUGGGCACUCGUUGCAUUGACAUGGAAAAGAUGGUCAGGAAGGCUGAUCCCAGUAAACGGAUUGUGCUACUUCUCAACAAGAUAGAUCUUGUUCCCAAGGAGUCAGUAGAGAAAUGGCUUACGUACCUAAGAGAGGAAAUGCCUACUGUCGCAUUUAAGUGCAAUACCCAAGAGCAGAGGACAAAACUGGGAUGGAAAUCAUCAAAGAUUGAUAAAUCAAGCAAUAUCCCACAAAGCAGUGAUUGUCUUGGUGCUGAGAACCUGAUCAAAUUACUCAAGAAUUAUUCCAGGAGUCAUGAGCUCAAACUGGCAAUUACUGUGGGUAUUGUUGGUCUUCCUAAUGUUGGCAAGAGCAGUCUGAUUAACAGUUUGAAGAGGUCCCGUGUGGUUAAUGUUGGGUCCACUCCAGGAGUUACUAGAUCAAUGCAAGAAGUUCAGUUAGACAAGAAGGUGAAGCUGCUAGAUUGUCCUGGUGUUGUGAUGCUGAAAUCUUCCAAUAGUGGUGUAUCUGUGGCCCUUCGCAACUGCAAACGAGUUGAGAAGAUGGAAGAUCCAAUCAGUCCUGUAAAGGAAAUUCUCGAUCUAUGCCCGCACGAGAAGCUGCUAUCCCUUUACAGGGUUCCAACAUUUACUUCAGUGGACGAUUUCCUUCAGAAAGUUGCCACACUCCGGGGGAAAUUGAAAAAAGGUGGUAUAGUGGAUGUUGAAGCUGCUGCAAGAAUUGUACUUCAUGACUGGAAUGAGGGUAAAAUACCCUAUUUUACGGUACCACCUAAAAGGGAUGCUGUAGACGACUCCGAUGCAGUAAUUAUUUCAGAGACUGGGAAAGAAUUUAACAUUGAUGAAAUUUACAAAGCUGAGUCAUCAUAUAUUGGUGGUCUGAAAUCACUGGAGGAGUUCCGUCACAUUGAGAUUCCAUCUAAUGCCCCACCGCAGAUUGACGAAGAGAUGCUAGAGGAUGGCAAGAAGCAGAAUGAACCUGCGCAGGAAAACCAUGAUGAGUCGAUGUCCGAUGCAAAUGAGCGUGAAGGAGCCAAGACGGCCAGCGCGAGCACACAGAAUGACAAGCUGUACACAGCAGAGGGAAUACUUGAUCCUCGCAAGAGGAAAGCCGAGAAGAAGAGGCGCAAGGCAAACAAGUUCAGCGUGCUGACCGACAUGGAUGCAGACUACGAUUUCAAGGUGGAUUAUCAGAUGAAGGAUGCCCUGGCCGAAGAGGGCAACGAUGGUGGAGAUGAGGAGCCCAAGGAAGCUGACCCUAUGACUGGUGUCGAUGAUGCGUGAACUGAUGGAACUCGGCAGAUUGAGAAUACGAAGUAGAUCAUAUAAUUAUAAUAUGAUGGUGGACUGCCAUCCCAAGUUUUGUACCCUAUUAGUUGAAUGAGAGAAGAUAAUGGACGCUGCUUGAUUCACAUAGCCACUGAGCUGGAAUCAGAAUUUUUUGCCCAUAUGCAUGCAAUGGUUGCAAAAUUGCAAACCAUCUUCCAGCGAUCA